This is a messenger RNA of Diaporthe batatas, 2085 nucleotides long. RefSeq lists its product as uncharacterized. Gene Ontology annotation, molecular function: FAD binding; oxidoreductase activity. The coding region runs from base 1 to 2085 and encodes 694 amino acids. The record is from RefSeq and is a predicted model, not a curated record. Lineage: Eukaryota; Fungi; Ascomycota; Sordariomycetes; Diaporthales; Diaporthaceae. The transcript is spliced from 3 exons.
AUGGCCAGCCCCCCACCUGAAGGAGCCCCUCAGACACCACCUCCAAGUAACAGGCGGAGGCAACCAAGAACCCCACAACGUAGUUUGCUGAGUACCGACGAGAUCGCCACCCCUGGGAGCCCCUGGGGUGUCACGCCUAAAUCGGACCGCAGCAGGCGCGACCCCUUCGGACCCGACCCCAGCCGGCCUCCCCGCCCGCCGCGCAAUAGAACAACUGGUGGAGGCGGAGGAGUGAGAAGGCAGGCAACGGCAAGCCGGGCGCUGUUGACACCGCGACCAGAACGCCCAGACCCCGAUCUGAAAGCCCAACUCGAAGCAUCAGGAAUCGAGGUGUAUGACCCCGGCGAAUUGGAGUACGAGCGGUCCGUGGCUUGUUCGAACCUGCUGUACCGGUUCUCGCGUCCAACUUAUGUCGUCCGGCCGAGCACUCAUUUUCAAGUCUCGACCAUUGUGACCGAGGCAAUCGCGCGGAAAAUACCUCUCACGAUCAAGAAUGGCGGGCAUUCAUACAUUGGUUCCUCGUUUCCCAAUGAAGGAAUAAUGCUGGACAUGAAGAACAUGAAUCAUGUGCAUUUCGACAGUGAGGCCUUAACAAUGACUAUACAAGGGGGUGCCCUGUGGGGAAACGUAUACAGAGUGCUGGUCGAUUCAGAAGACGGAUACAUGGUCAACGGCGGCCGUUGUCCCACUGUGGGUGUGAGCGGGUUUCUACUUGGUGGGGGCAUAGGGCCAUUCAGCAGACAAUAUGGUCUGGGUUGCGACAACGUGCUCGAAAUGACCGUUGCGGCCGCGGAUGGCGAAAUCUACAUCGUCACGCCGGCGGAUGAUCCGGACUCAGAGGAAGGCCAAUUGUUCUGGGCUUUAUGUGGUGCUGGUGGUGCAAACUUCGGCGUGGUGUGCGAGAUCAAGAUUCAGGUUUUCCGUUUGGGAGAUCGUGAUCCUAAUGAAAACCCCGAGUUAAACCAAAUCGUCGCGGGGAGACACACAUGGUUUCCGACCAUUGAUCGAAUUUCCGGACUGGCAGGUUUCUUCGGGGCCUUGGCGCCGCGGGCAGAUACAUCUGAUGGUACGGGGCUGCUCGCCACGAUGAACCAGUUCUACACAACUGCCUGGCCAAAGCAGAUGACAAUUGACUCCUCGUGGUAUUCCGAUCUUGCGGUGCGGAACGGCGACAUUGCGGUCCGUUUUCUCACCUACUUCGACGGCGACCAGAAGCAAUUCGACAAGCUCAUCAACAAGAAUAUUCUGAACAUGGAACUAUCGAAGCAGCUCCAGCGCCGAUCCCUGGCCGAGAAUAGUUCCCGGUUUCUGCAUGAGACCCUCUUCGCUCAGUGGGAUGAGGAAGUCAAGAGGUCGACCCCAGCCAGCAGCAGCUUCCGCAUUUUCCAUUCGUUCUGUUUCACAAACAAGCUUGAGGAUAUCACAAAGAUCACCGCCAUCAUCAAGGAAGAACUUGAGGCUUUCAAAAACGUCUUCGCCGGCGAGGAAUACGGCCUAUGCCAGUGCACAUGGAUCCAUUCAGGUGGCCAGAUGAGCGCGCGGGCCCGGGACGAGACAGCCUUCCGCUGGCGCGAUACCGCCUACCACGUGUACAUACAGGUCCAGUGGAGGGACAAGUGGAUGGAGAGAGACAUGAGGGGCUUCGCGCACAAGUUCAAGAACAGACUGCGGCCGUUCUCGAUUGCGGGCAAGGCCUCGUUCGUCAACUUCCCCGACGCGAGCAUCCCCAAGGUCGACGUCCCCAAGGCUUACUAUGGCAACAACCGAGACAGGUUGGCGCUGGUGAAGCGCCUGUGGGACCCGAACAACUUCUUCGACUGGGAGCAGGGCCUCAUUGCCGCCGAUAAUGAAAGCGAAGACGUCCAGGCUCGGGCGGCAAGGAGUAGCAGAACGAUGGAGGACGAGCUGUCUGACGCAUCCGAGGGGGAUCCGGACGACAUGGUGGACAAAAUGGCAGCACAGCACUGGGAGGAGCGUGCAACGCAGGCAUAUGACCCACUGCUGACAGUUGUGAAUGAUCCUAUUCAGAUGAAUCUGCUCUACGGUGGGGAAUGGAACACAAAUGUACGGCCAGAUCUGGGUUAA